Messenger RNA from Linum tenue, 2657 nucleotides. The record is from the annotation of a GenBank genome assembly. NCBI's taxonomy places the organism in Eukaryota, Viridiplantae, Streptophyta, Magnoliopsida, Malpighiales, Linaceae.
GCUUCUUCUCCUCGUGAUUCCUUCUUCUUCUUCACCUCUCUCUCCCCUCCCUUUUAUCGUGCCAACACUCCAAUCCCCUCUCGCUAAUGGAAUCUCUCCGGGGAACUGUCUUUCCUCUCGAUAGUAACCGCCGGCAGGGUCACCCGCUGGUUUGAUAGCUAACUCAGGCUUCAGCUCAGCUCCCGUUGAUCUUACAUUUUUUUUUCUUUGGAAUCGCCCCUUCCUUCCGUUUCUCCAUCUUGGCGCAUCAAUGGCGGGGGGUUUCGAUUCUGGUUCGACGCUUCUCGCGUGGCUUCUUUUAGCAUCGCUGCUGGUGGCGAGUGUGACGGCGGAGCCGCCGGAGGAGGAGAAGCAAGCGCUCCUCUCUUUUCUCUCACAGGUCCCACACGAGAAUCGUCUCCAAUGGAGCUCCAACAACAAUUCCUCCGUCUGCAGCUGGGUCGGAAUCGAGUGCGACGCGGACCGGUCCUCCGUCCACUCCCUCCGCCUCCCCGGCGCCGGCCUGGUGGGUCCCAUUCCGCCGGAAACCCUGGGCAGGCUCUCGCAGCUCAGAGUCCUCAGCCUCCGCUCCAACCGCCUCUCCGGCGAGAUCCCGUCCGAUUUCUCCAACCUCACCCUCCUCCGCAGCCUCUACCUUCAAAACAACGCCUUCUCCGGCGGUUUCCCCGCGGGAGUCACUCCGCUAGCCCGGCUCGCCCGGCUCGACCUCUCGUCCAACAACUUCACCGGCCCGAUUCCGUUCGCCGUCAACAAUUGGACCCGCCUGACCGGCCUGUUCCUCGAGAACAACGCAUUCUCCGGCCCUCUCCCUUCCAUCUCAGCCAAUUUGGUCGAUUUCAACGCCUCCAACAACAGGCUCAACGGCUCAAUCCCUAGAAAUUUGCAGCGUUUCUCCGCCGCGGCAUUCGCCGGGAAUCUAGGUCUCUGCGGCGGGCCGUUACCUCCCUGCAACCCCUUCUUCCCUCCCCCCAGCCCAUCCCCUUCCACAAUUCAACCAAUCCACAAGAAAUCGAAAAAACUCUCCACCGCCGCCAUCGUUCUAAUCUCCGUCGGCGCAGUCCUCGCCCUCCUAAUCCUCCUCCUCCUACUCUUCUGCUGCCUCCGCAGGAAGCAGAGACAACAACAACAACAACAGUCCCCCAAACCGCCGAAGCCGGUCCCCGGAGCCGCCGCCCGGUCCGUUCCCGUCGACGCCGCCGGGACCUCCUCGUCCAAAGACGACAUCACCGGCGGGUCGGCCGACGCCGAGAGGAACAAGCUGGUGUUCUUCGACGGAGGAGUCUACAGCUUCGACCUCGAGGAUCUGCUGAGAGCUUCGGCGGAGGUCCUCGGGAAGGGCAGCGUCGGCACUUCGUACAAGGCCGUGCUGGAAGACGGCACCACCGUCGUCGUCAAGCGGCUGAAAGACGUGGUGGUUACGAAGAAGGAAUUCGAGAUGCAAAUGGAGGUUCUGGGGAAAGUUAGGCACGACAAUGUGGUUCCGUUCAGGGCUUUCUACUUCUCCAGAGACGAGAAGCUGCUCGUCUCCGAGUACGUGGCCGCCGGCAGCUUGUCGGCGCUCCUCCACGGAAGUCGAGGCUCAGGCAGGACGCCACUGGACUGGAACAGCAGAAUGAGCAUAGCAUCAACCACAGCCAAAGGCCUCGCCCACCUCCACUCUGCAGGCAAACUACCCCACGGCAACAUCAAAUCCUCCAACAUCCUCCUCCUCCACGCUCACCACCACGAGGCCUCUGUCUCCGACUACGGCCUCAACCCGCUCUUCGGCACAACCGCCCCGCCCAGCCGCGUCGCGGGCUACCGGGCCCCCGAGGUCCUCGAGACCCGGAAAGUCACGUUCAAGUCCGACGUCUACAGCUUCGGCGUCCUCCUCCUCGAGCUCCUCACUGGGAAAGCCCCCAACCAGGCCUCCCUGGGGGCAGGGGACGAAUCGGCCGCGGGGAUCGACCUGCCGCGGUGGGUCCAGUCGGUGGUCCGGGAGGAGUGGACGGCCGAGGUGUUCGACGUCGAGCUCAUGAGGCACAACAACGUUGAGGAGGAGAUGGUGCAGCUGCUGCAGAUUGCAAUGGCGUGCGUGGCCACGGUGCCCGACCAGCGGCCCGAGAUGGCCGAGGUCGUGAGGAUGAUUGAUGAGGUGAACAGAGGGGAGGUCUCGACGCCGACGACGACGACGGAUGAUGGGUUGAGGCAGUCUUCCGAUGAUCCGUCGAAAGGCUCCGACGGUCAGACUCAGACUCCUCCCGCGGAGUCCAGGGCAACUCCUGGUAGUGCCAGCGCCGUUACGCCGUGAAGUGCGGUGUUAGUUCUGUUUUAUUUUUUUUAAGGGAAAAGAGAAAGGAAACGUCGUCGUUUGGGGAGGAGAUGUGCACAGUGUUCAUAAGUAAAAGUGGGGCCCAUUAAAGUGAUUUUUAUUUUGUUUGGGUUUAUUUAUAUCGAUUUUUUGGAGGGUCUUUUGGGGGUUUCCAAUAUUUUUAUUUGUUAGUUUCUGACUUUUUUUUUAUCUAUUCCCAGAAAUGUCAACUUUGAAAGAUUAAUUUUUUUUUACCGGUGGGGUGAAUGGGAAUCGGUGGUAGUUCCAUGAUGAAUGAAGUGGCUGGAAUUUAAUUUAACCAUAAAUAUUUAUUGACCAAUUGUUGGAAUAUGAUGCAAAAAUUGAC